AUGAGGAGACUGGCUUUUCGAGGCGCUGGUUGUGCUCUGGUAAAGCUGAAGAAGUUGGAUUCCAUGGGUUCCAAGAGAAGAAGAGCUACCUCGCCAUCCAGUAGCGUCAGUGGGGACUUUGAUGACGGGCACCAUUCUGUAUCUACACCUGGCCCAAGCAGGAAAAGGAGGAGACUUUCCAAUCUUCCAACUGUAGAUCCUAUUGCUGUAUGCCAUGAAUUGUACAAUACCAUUCGAGACUAUAAGGAUGAGCAAGGCAGGCUCCUCUGUGAGCUCUUCAUUAGGGCACCGAAACGAAGAAAUCAACCAGACUAUUACGAAGUGGUUUCUCAGCCCAUUGAUUUAAUGAAAAUCCAACAAAAGCUAAAAAUGGAAGAGUAUGAUGAUGUUAAUCUGCUGACUGCCGACUUCCAGCUGCUUUUUAACAAUGCAAAGGCCUAUUACAAGCCAGAUUCUCCUGAGUAUAAAGCUGCUUGCAAACUGUGGGAUUUGUACCUUCGAACAAGAAAUGAGUUUGUUCAAAAAGGAGAAGCAGAUGAUGAAGAUGAUGAUGAAGAUGGGCAAGACAAUCAAGGCACAGUGACCGAAGGAUCUUCUCCAAGUUACUUGAAGGAGAUCCUGGAGCAGCUUCUUGAAGCCAUAGUUGUAGCCACAAAUCCAUCAGGACGUCUCAUUAGUGAACUUUUUCAGAAACUGCCUUCUAAAGUGCAAUAUCCAGACUAUUAUGCAAUAAUUAAGGAGCCUAUAGAUCUCAAGACCAUUGCCCAGAGGAUACAGAAUGGAAGCUACAAGAGUAUUCAUGCAAUGGCCAAAGAUAUAGAUCUCCUAGCAAAAAAUGCCAAAACUUAUAAUGAGCCUGGUUCUCAAGUAUUCAAGGAUGCAAAUUCUAUAAAAAAAAUAUUUUAUAUGAAAAAGGCAGAAAUUGAACAUCAUGAAAUGGCUAAGUCAAGCCUUCGAAUGAGGACUCCAUCAAAUGUGGCUACAGCCAGGCUGACAGGUCCUUCACACAGUAAAGGCAGCCUUGGUGAAGAGAGAAAUCCCACUAGCAAGUAUUACCGUAAUAAAAGAACAGUCCAAGGGGGUCGUUUGUCAGCAAUUACCAUGGCACUUCAGUAUGGCUCAGAAAGUGAAGAGGAUGCUGCCUUAGCUGCAGCACGUUAUGAAGAAGGAGAGUCGGAAGCAGAGAGCAUUACUUCAUUUAUGGAUGUUUCAAAUCCUUUUUAUCAGCUUUAUGACACAGUUAGGAGUUGUCGGAAUAACCAAGGGCAGCUAAUAGCUGAACCUUUUUUCCAUUUGCCUUCAAAGAAAAAAUACCCUGAUUAUUAUCAGCAAAUUAAAAUGCCCAUAUCCCUACAACAGAUCAGAACAAAGCUAAAGAACCAAGAAUAUGAAACUUUGGAUCAUUUGGAGUGUGAUCUGAAUUUAAUGUUUGAAAAUGCCAAACGCUAUAAUGUUCCCAAUUCAGCCAUCUACAAGCGAGUUCUGAAAUUGCAGCAGGUCAUGCAGGCAAAGAAGAAGGAGCUUGCCAGGAGGGAUGACAUUGAGGAUGGAGACAGCAUGAUUUCUUCAGCCACCUCUGAUGCUGGUAGCGCCAAAAGAAAAAGGAACACUCUUGACAGUGAGAUGUUGGGUCUCAGGAGGCUCUCCAGUAAAAAGAACAUAAGAAAGCAGCGAAUGAAAAUCUUAUUCAAUGUUGUUCUUGAAGCUCGUGAGCCAGGUUCAGGCAGAAGACUUUGUGAUCUCUUUAUGGUUAAACCAUCCAAAAAGGACUAUCCUGACUAUUAUAAAAUCAUAUUGGAGCCAAUGGAUUUGAAAAUAAUUGAACAUAACAUCCGCAAUGACAAGUAUGCAGGGGAAGAGGGAAUGAUAGAAGACAUGAAGCUGAUGUUCCGGAACGCCAGGCACUACAACGAGGAGGGCUCCCAGGUGUACAACGACGCACACAUCCUGGAGAAGUUACUCAAGGAUAAAAGGAAAGAGCUGGGCCCGCUGCCUGAUGAUGACGAUGUGGCUUCUCCCAAACUCAAGCUGAGUAGGAAGAGUGGAAUUUCUCCUAAAAAAUCAAAAUACAUGACUCCAAUGCAGCAGAAACUAAAUGAAGUCUAUGAAGCUGUAAAGAACUAUACCGAUAAGAGGGGUCGCCGCCUCAGUGCCAUAUUUCUGAGGCUUCCGUCUAGAUCCGAGCUGCCUGACUACUAUCUGACCAUUAAAAAGCCCAUGGACAUGGAAAAAAUUCGAAGUCACAUGAUGGCCAACAAAUACCAAGAUAUAGACUCCAUGGUUGAGGACUUUGUCAUGAUGUUUAACAAUGCCUGUACAUACAAUGAGCCUGAGUCUUUGAUUUACAAAGAUGCCCUUGUCCUACACAAGGUCCUGCUUGAAACUCGGAGAGACCUGGAGGGAGAUGAGGACUCUCAUGUCCCAAAUGUGACCCUGCUGAUUCAAGAACUUAUUCACAAUCUUUUUGUGUCAGUCAUGAGUCAUCAGGAUGAUGAAGGAAGAUGCUACAGUGAUUCCUUAGCAGAAAUUCCUGCUGUGGAUCCCAACUUCCCAAACAAACCUCCUCUUACAUUUGACAUAAUUAGAAAGAAUGUUGAAAAUAAUCGCUACCGGCGGCUCGAUUUAUUUCAAGAGCAUAUGUUUGAAGUCUUGGAAAGGGCAAGAAGGAUGAAUCGGACAGAUUCCGAAAUCUACGAGGACGCGGUAGAACUGCAGCAGUUUUUUAUUAAAAUUCGUGAUGAACUCUGCAAAAAUGGAGAGAUCCUGCUUUCACCAGCACUCAGCUAUACCACAAAACAUUUGCAUAAUGAUGUGGAGAAAGAGAAAAAGGAAAAAUUGCCAAAAGAACUAGAGGAAGAUAAACUAAAACGAGAAGAAGAAAAAAGAGAAGCUGAAAAGAGCGAAGACUCCUCAGGCGCCGCAGGCCUCUCUGGCUUACACCGCACAUACAGCCAGGACUGCAGCUUUAAGAACAGCAUGUACCAUGUCGGAGACUACGUCUAUGUGGAGCCCGCAGAGGCCAGCCUGCAGCCACACAUCGUCUGCAUUGAAAGACUGUGGGAAGAUUCUGCUGGUGAAAAAUGGUUGUAUGGCUGUUGGUUUUAUCGGCCAAAUGAAACAUUCCAUCUGGCUACACGGAAAUUUCUAGAAAAAGAAGUUUUUAAGAGUGACUAUUACAAUAAAGUUCCCGUUAGUAAAAUUCUAGGAAAAUGUGUGGUCAUGUUUGUCAAGGAAUACUUUAAAUUAUGCCCAGAAAACUUUCGAGAUGAGGAUGUUUUUGUCUGCGAAUCACGGUAUUCUGCCAAAACCAAAUCUUUUAAGAAAAUUAAACUGUGGACCAUGCCCAUCAGCUCAGUGAGGUUUGUCCCUCGGGAUGUGCCCUUGCCUGUGGUCCGAGUGGCCUCUGUAUUCGCAAAUGCAGAUAAAGGGGAUGAUGAGAAGAACACAGACAACUCAGAGGACAGUCGAACAGAAGACAGUUUUAACUUGGAAAAGGAGAAAGAAGAUGUCCCUGUGGAAAUGUCAAAUGGUGAACCAGGUUGCCACUACUUUGAGCAGCUCCGUUAUAAUGACAUGUGGCUAAAGGUUGGCGAUUGUGUCUUCAUCAAGUCCCAUGGCCUGGUGCGCCCUCGCGUGGGCAGAAUUGAAAAGGUAUGGGUCCGAGAUGGAGCUGCAUAUUUUUAUGGCCCCAUCUUCAUUCACCCAGAAGAGACGGAACAUGAGCCCACAAAAAUGUUCUACAAAAAAGAAGUGUUUCUGAGUAAUCUGGAAGAAACCUGCCCCAUGACAUGUAUUCUGGGAAAGUGCGCUGUGUUGUCAUUCAAGGACUUCCUCUCCUGCAGACCAACUGAGAUACCAGAAAAUGACAUUCUGCUUUGUGAGAGCCGCUACAACGAGAGUGACAAACAGAUGAAGAAAUUCAAGGGACUGAAGAGGUUUUCACUCUCUGCUAAAGUGGUAGAUGAUGAGAUUUAUUACUUCAGAAAACCAAUCGUUCCUCAGAAAGAGCCCUCACCUUUGUUGGAAAAGAAGAUCCAGUUGCUAGAAGCAAAAUUUGCUGAGUUAGAAGGUGGAGAUGAUGAUAUUGAAGAGAUGGGAGAAGAGGAUAGUGAGGUCAUUGAGCCUCCUCCUCUACCUCAACUUCAGACCCCGCUGGCCAGUGAGCUGGAUCUCAUGCCCUACACACCCCCACAGUCUACCCCAAAGUCAGCCAAAGGCAGUGCAAAGAAGGAAGGCUCCAAACGGAAAAUCAACAUGAGUGGCUACAUCCUGUUCAGCAGUGAGAUGAGAGCUGUGAUUAAGGCCCAGCAUCCAGACUACUCUUUUGGGGAGCUCAGCCGACUGGUGGGGACAGAAUGGAGAAACCUUGAGACAGCCAAGAAAGCAGAAUAUGAAGAGCGGGCAGCUAAAGUUGCUGAGCAGCAGGAGAGAGAGCGCGCAGCACAGCAACAGCAGCCGAGUGCUUCUCCCCGAGCAGGCACCCCUGUGGGGGCUCUCAUGGGGGUGGUGCCACCACCAACACCAAUGGGGAUGCUCAAUCAGCAGUUGACACCUGUUGCAGGCAUGAUGGGUGGCUAUCCGCCAGGCCUUCCACCUUUGCAGGGCCCAGUUGAUGGCCUUGUUAGCAUGGGCAGCAUGCAGCCACUUCACCCUGGGGGGCCUCCACCCCACCAUCUUCCGCCAGGUGUGCCCGGCCUCCCGGGCAUCCCACCACCGGGUGUGAUGAAUCAAGGAGUGGCCCCUAUGGUGGGGACUCCAGCACAAGGCGGAAGUCCGUACGGACAGCAGGUAGGAGUUUUGGGGCCUCCAGGGCAGCAGGCACCACCUCCAUAUCCUGGCCCACAUCCAGCCGGCCCCCCUGUCAUACAGCAGCCAACAACGCCCAUGUUUGUGGCUCCCCCACCGAAGACACAACGGCUUCUCCACUCAGAGGCCUACCUGAAAUACAUUGAAGGACUCAGUGCUGAGUCCAACAGCAUUAGCAAGUGGGACCAAACCCUGGCAGCUCGAAGACGCGAUGUCCAUUUGUCAAAGGAACAGGAGAGCCGCCUCCCCUCUCACUGGCUGAAAAGUAAAGGGGCCCACACCACCAUGGCAGAUGCCCUCUGGCGCCUUCGGGAUUUGAUGCUCCGAGACACCCUCAACAUUCGCCAAGCAUACAAUCUAGAAAACCUUUAAUCACAUCAAUUACGUUUCUUUUAUAGAAGCAUAAAGAGUUUUGUGGAACAGUAGCCAUUUUAGUUACUGGGGGCGGGGGGAGGAACAAAGGAUGGUAAUUUUUAUUGCAUUUUACUGUACAUCACAAGGCCAUUUUUAUAUAAGGACACUUUUAAUAAGCUAUUUCAAUUUGUUUUUGUUAUAUUAAGUUGACUUUAUCAAAUACACAGAGAUUUUUUUGCAUAUGUUUCCUUCGUUUAAAACCAGUUUCAUAAUUGGUUGUAUAUGUAGACUUGGAGUUUUAUCUUUUUACUUGUUGCCAUGGAACUGAAACCAUCAAAGGUUUUGUCUUGGCUUGGGAUUUUGGUUUUUGGUUUUUGGUUUUGUUUUUUUAUAAAAGAACAAACAAAAUGAAAAAAAUAUACACACGCGCGUGCGCACGAGAGUUUACAGAUUAGUUUAAGUUGACAAUUAAAUGUGAAGUUGGUCCUAGUUUACAUCUUACAGAGGGGAGUGCACUGGUGUCUGCUUCAUGUACCUGAGUAUCUUGAGCCACUUCAGCAAAAGCUGUUUUGUAUAGGUGAAGUGAAAGGUUGUUAUUUCAGGUUACAGGUGUUUGGCAGACCUGGCACAUUUGCUCUGUUAACUCAAGAGACUUGCUCCAGAAAUCUGAAGUCAGUGCUGUGCAUCCUUCUGAAGCUGGUGCGUCUCUCAGACACCUGGACGGGGAGAGCACAGUUUCUUGUGCUGUUAGUCAUCUAUGGUGUCAGGUAUUUUUGCAGAACAUGUGCACAACCCUGAAUUACCUUUAGUCUUGGCAGGUAAGUUUAAGGGUACUUUUGAUCUAUUUAUAUUGAAUUCACAAUUUAUGCCUAUACUUGUUGGAUGAUUUAAAAUUUUAAAUCUCUUACAUGGAAAAAGAUUGAAGUUCACCUUGAAGAAAGCAUUGAGGUGUGUGCAUGGAGGUGAUUUAUUUUUUAAACCUAACACCUAACCUAACAUAGGGAAGGGAGUGCAUAGCCAGAUAUGAGCUGUGUCAGAAGCAUAAUUGUAAAAAAGGGUAGAUUGUCUACAUAAGCAAGUAUGUUUUCGUAUCUAUUUCCUCACCAGAUGUGGCAUUUUUUUCCUUCGCUAAGUUUCAGCGUUGUAAUUCUCAACCAGAAAUUUGAGGCUUUCUAAAAUGUUUUUUAAAUUUAAUUUGUGCUUUUGAAUUUCAGGAGAAAGUAAUUAUAAUCUAAGAAAAUACUCACUUAAAAAGACCAUUAUGGAUCCCAAACACUUGGGGUUGGCCCUUUCUCUUUCAUAUGAGCCUCGAAUGAACAUCUGGAGGCAGCGUAUGAUGCGCAGACAGGUAGAAAAGCACCACACCUGGAUUCCACUCGGUUUUUGAAACCCGUUUUUUUGUAACAAGAUUGUUGCCAUUUUGGUGGAGCUUCCCUUGCUGUUGUUAAAUUGAGAGAGUGACUUUCACGGGAUACUUUUUUCUUUUAAUCUGGUAUGAAUCAAUACCUGGAUAUUUAAUUGCCAUUCUUUCUAAAUCAUGGGGACAAAAGUGUGUAAAAUGGAAACAAGUCUCUUGUAUUCUAGAUACUUUAAAUACAGGAGGCCCUUGUAACUUAAUUGCCUAUAGUCAACCACUGGAUCUCAGUUUGCAUCAAGUAUUUUAAAUGAUUCUGAAUUUUAAAAAAUGUAUUGCAGUAGUAUGUCAGUACCUUAUUGUUAAACUGAAUCAGAUAAAGAAAUCUUCAGUUCCUAGUUAUUUGGGCCAUUGAAUCAUCAUGGACUGUAUAAUACAAUCAGAUUAUUUUAUUUCUAGACAUUCUUGAAUUACACCAAAGAACCUGAAAUCUAAUUUUGGUUAAGUUAUUUAUUUAUUUCAUGCACCCAUUUUAUUUCCCUUUUUAAGGUCUGGAUGAGACUUCUUUGGGAAGCUUCUAAAAACUCUUCACUGUGGGCUAGGUGGGGCAUUAGAACCCAGGGCACUCCUCCUCCGGGCUCCUUCCCAGUGUCUAGAGGUGCUGUAGAAACCAUAGAUCCAGCCAGGGGCUUCCCUAAGGCAGUGCAGAGCCGGGCCAGGGGGCCAGUAGGCAGGCCCUAAUUACGUUUAAAAAAAAAAAAAAAAUCUAUGUAUUUAUUUUAGAAUCAUGUCUUUCUGUAUAUUAACUUGGAGAAUGUCAGUUAAUAUUUAGGAUAUAAGAUUUGAGGUCAGCCAUUUUCCAAAAAAGAUAAGCCAAAAAAAAUUUUUUCUAAUGUCCUGACUUAAGAAAGUACAAGUGAACUAUAUACGUCUUUUUUUUUUUCCCCAUGAGUUUUAGGAACUAGUGAUACGGCUUAGAAAGUUUAAUGGCCUAAAUGUUUUCAAAAUGUAAGUUCAUGUGGAAAAGAACUUUAUUUGGGGGAAAACCUAUAGGUUUAAAAUAGUAUGUCAGCCAACUGAUUUAAAAGGCCUUUGAACUGCUUUGUUUUUGAACCCACCCUUGUCUUCCUAUGAGGAAGAACUGAAAGAGGGGACACUUCUUUGUGUGAAAUCUCAAACUGGUGUUGUUGGCUUCUGAGCUUGAACAUUUUCAGACCUAAUUAAAACUUGGUUUAUUCUAAUUUCUGUAUCAAAGGAGGUUUAAGUGGUAACUAGUCUUAUAACAUGUAUGUAUCAUAUGUUUGUUCAUUUAAAGCUUUUUAAUCCAAAUAAAAAUGGAGUUUGCAAAGUGAUUUGGAUUAACCAGGUUUGGUUGUUCUGUUUAAGCUUGUGUCAGAUGUUAGGUUCAAGCAGAGUUAAUUCCUGCAAGCCUUGAUUCUAUGCUGACAGGGAUAUAUAGCUGCCAAUUUAAGGGAACAAAGCUCCUCGGGUGGAGGCAAAAGUCAGUGAGCAGACCCUGGUUCAGGGCUCAGGCUACAUUAGUACCGGCUGAAUGCAGUCACACUGCAGCUGGACAUGCGCCACGAGGAGCCUCUCAGGCAGGCAUUCAGGGAAUUCCUAACAUGUCCUCAUCGUGGGUGGAAAUACGGUUGAAAUUAAAAUUGUAGAGUUACUGAUGGUGGAAGGUAAGGAAAGCAUGUCUUGUAUCAUAAAGCUGUGUAAGCCCUUUCAAACAGCUGUCUGUGGCCAGAGGAGACCAGUGACCCAGGUAUGUCUUUAACAUGCUUAUAAGCUCUUAAAGACAUGACCACACUUUUAAUAGAAGUGUUGGUAAAAUCAACCAACUGUUUUCCUCUAAUAUCACUUUGCAAAUCCCUGUGGCUCUGUACCCCUAAGUGUUUAGGGCUGUACUGCCAUCUGUGCUCAUGAGCAUAUUUGGAAUAAUCAUUGAUGAAUAGUUAAACAUUCCCACUGAACACUGUGAGCAAACAAAUACUGCUGAGUGUUACUCUGUUCCUUUUUAGUGUGGAAGUGUGCUAGAUCAGCUGAGUGAAAGUUCAGAACUGAACAAAUUAAUAGACUUCUUCUACCCCCAGAAUAGAUGUGGCAUUGAUAUCUUGUGGGUUGCACAUAAAUGUGACAAGAAAUUCCAAAUUUAAUGCACAUGUGUAAAGAGUACGAACUGAUACUGUACUGCUUUUCUAGGAGAGAAUUGCUUUGAAAUACACCAUGGCCCAAAUGUGGGGUAACUUGGUGUGAAAAAUUCAGACUUAAAAAAAGGAGAGGGAGAUCAAUGUGUUUAAGUUAUAACAGCUGAGAUUUAGGCAAGACUUCCAGAAUAGAGGACAACCCUCUUGGGUCCCCUCCCUCCCCAGGAACUUUGUACUGUCACUUUGCUGUCACUCAAUAAACCAUGCUUUGCUGCCAAAAAAAAUUAAAAAAUAAAAAGACUUCCAGAAUAGGACUGUUAGACGGAUCAAGAUAGUAGCCCUUAUUUAUUGAGAAUUUACUGUGUACCUAAGUAACUUUCCCUAUCAAUUCAUUUGAUAAAGUGAACCUCUAAAGCCCACAUUUUACCCAUCACCAUAGUGGAAGUAAAUUUCAAGCAAUAAAUGCUAAUUCAAUUUUUGUCAUUCUAGAAGUACGGUUUUUAAAAUACAUGUUAUUAAAUGUUUUGCCUUGUAGUUUACACUAGGAGGCACUGCAGUUCUGUAAUCAGCAUGUAAGAGCAUUGCUCUUUACAUUAUUAAAGUCCCCUUAGUAGUUCCUGUGUUUAGUAAGUCAGGUAGAGUCAUAUUCUCUACUUAGGAGGGUUAAAAUUUGUUUUGAGACAAAGUUAAAAAGCUUUCACCUCAGUUAACAAAGGUUAGUUUUUACUCUCUAGCAUCCAAACUAAUGUGCUCUGAAAGUAUCUUCAAUUUAAUGCAGUAAUUGCUUUGCCAGUCUCCUUGCCUUGAAGUGAGACAUUUCUUAUCUUCAAAGUUUUGUUGUCCUUCAGUAAAUGAGCACUCUGAUACAUAUUUUUAAAAAAAAGAAGAAAACUCUAAGGAAGGUUAAACAUGAAUUUGUAGCGGGUGAUUCUCUCUGGGGUGCAGACAGGGAGGUGGGCCAGGGGGGGACCCACAGCAGACACAGAAGUUAGCUGACGGUUUUAUUAGUAUUUACAACUUAACUUUGAAAAAGGUGUGUAAGUUACAUAGUCUCCCUAUAUAGCAAUAUAGAUAUCAACUAAAACUGAGGUGGGGGAAACAUGGAAUAAGGCCAUAUAACUGGGAGAAUCCUAUGACAAUUUAAUUCCUUAUGCUGCAGUCUAACCACUAAAAUGCCUAUGAGGUUAGGUUCAUCAGGAACUAUCUAGGCACACAGGUGCACAGGAGAACCUCCUUCCUCUCCCUGGUGCUGUGGGUCAUCCCUGGUCUUCACACUUAAGCCAUCUCUGAGCAGUGUGACUCUCAGCUGGUGCAGGUAGUGCUUAAAGGAGAGUAGUCAGUGGCUCGCUGUUUAUACUGAAUUGGUUCUAACAUCAGUAAACUAACUUAAAUUAGAAAAAAAUCCUAGAAAAACUUGGAACAUAUGUGUGUGGCAGAGAUCUUUUAACUUGAGAAUACCCUGUGGCCUUAAGCAUCUGCUUCUGUAUAUUCAUGAGCAAUUGUUAGAAAGCGUUUUGAAACUAGCCUUCUUUAAUACAGAGAUAUGUUCUUGAUUAAAUAGAUGUUGGAUGUAGUUACCAAGCAUGGAUUAAAAGAAAAAAAUGGAUAAAGCCUUUGUUUUUUCUAUCAGCUGACCCAAACUUACUGUGGGUCAAAUUACAAAAUCUCUCUGAACCUCUAACUUAGCUGAAGUCUGUGGUGGUUUUACGGUUUUGCUUUUCAGUGUGAAGGUUCAUUUUCUUAGGGAAGCAGCAGUGUCUUUAUCUUUAGCAGCUGGAUGAAAACACAUCUUCCUCACAGAGGGGUGUGAAGCCUGUCCCCUCUGGAGUUCUCGUGGAGGUCCAGCCCUUGUAUGUUAGGGACAGGCAAAGGAAGGGGUUAUUUCUGUUCACAAGAGCACCUGACCGGGGUAACGUGUGGUCAGGAAUUCCCACCACCCUCGCAAAAUGGUAACAGACUGGUAGCUGGCAGAAAUGUAAUCUGCAUAAUUAUCCUGGUUUAAAUAAUCUUGUAAUAGAGAUCUUACUUUUACGUCCAUGAUUAAAUCUGAAUUCUGAGAAAAGGAAAUUAAGGUUAUCAGUUUGUUGCCUGAAACAAAAGACUUCACAAACAAUUCAGACUGUACUAAAAAAGCAUCCUGCUUGAUCCUUGAAUUGUUUAAGAAAUAUUUCAUAGAAUAGAUUCAGUGGACAGGUGUUUCAGGAGGAAAUAGUUUUUCCAUAAGUGCUGUCCAACAGUGACUUGGGAAGUAUUGAAGCAGACAGGAAAACUAUAAAAA
Molecule: messenger RNA, 10942 nt
Organism: Zalophus californianus (California sea lion)
Lineage: Eukaryota; Metazoa; Chordata; Mammalia; Carnivora; Otariidae
Gene: PBRM1
Product: polybromo 1
Exons: 32
Coding region: 1-5178 (1725 amino acids)
Biological process (GO): chromatin remodeling
Cellular component (GO): RSC-type complex
Molecular function (GO): chromatin binding; protein binding
Source: RefSeq, a predicted model, not a curated record